Cucurbita moschata (crookneck pumpkin) is the source of this 878-nucleotide messenger RNA. Its product is annotated as protein PLASTID REDOX INSENSITIVE 2, chloroplastic-like. The coding region runs from base 36 to 557 and encodes 173 amino acids. The transcript has 3 exons. Lineage: Eukaryota; Viridiplantae; Streptophyta; Magnoliopsida; Cucurbitales; Cucurbitaceae. The record is from RefSeq and is a predicted model, not a curated record. Gene Ontology annotation, biological process: regulation of gene expression.
UCGACGCCUUUGCUAAACCCGGUGAGAAGAUAAAGAUGGCAUGGACUACAGUUCCAGCUUUCCAUCUCCUCCCUCCUCUCUUUGCGCUUCAUAAACCGACAGCUCCGCCGUGCUUCUUCUCCAAUCCUUCAAGUGCUCUGCAACACACACGCCUCUCGCCCACUCUCAGGCUUCCAUUUCAACCCUCCUCCUCCUCCUUCGGAAACCAGAUUUGCAGGGCCGCCGAAUACAAAUUUCCCGACCCAAUUCCUGAAUUCGCCGUCGCUGAGACCGAGAAGUUCAGGGCUCAUUUGCUUACCAAACUUUCUAAGAAAGAUAUUUACGGGGAUUCGGUUCAAGAGGUCGUCGGAGUAUGCACUGAGAUAUUCAACACCUUUAUGCAUACUGAGUAUGGCGGCCCUGGGACCUUGUUGGUUCUACCUUUCAUUGACAUGUCUGAUACAAUAAACGAACGAGGAUUACCUGGAGGACCUCAGGCUGCCCGUGCUGCAGUCAAAUGGGCUCAAGAGCAUGUUGAUAAAGACUGGAACCUGUGGACUGGUGACGAUGGCACCUAACAAAAGCCCCUCUCAAGAAUAUAUUUUGUUGAGAUGGGCAGAGUUCUAUUGUUAUACCUGAUUAUCGAGUUCAGCUGGUUGCUUUCUUCUGGAUCUUUAUCAAAGGGAUUGUUGAUAUAUGAGCUGAAUUUGUUUUUGUAUGAACUAUCAGAGAUCUCAAGAAUGACGAGGAUAGAACUUAGAUAAAGCAAACAGAAUCUUUUAGCUGUCAUGCUGGACAAAAUUUGCAUCAGUGUAUUUCUAUAUGGCUUGAGCAAUCUUAGAGAUAUAAAACAUUUGAUGUCUUUAUGAACAAUCUAAAUUGUUUUAGCUGUACGGUAA